This is a messenger RNA of Lingula anatina, 3401 nucleotides long. RefSeq lists its product as uncharacterized. The record is from RefSeq and is a predicted model, not a curated record. NCBI's taxonomy places the organism in Eukaryota, Metazoa, Brachiopoda, Lingulata, Lingulida, Lingulidae.
UGCCAUUGAGGCUUAUUACAGGCUUGCUGCUGUUCGGGUAGACAGGAAAUGUUACACCAUUUUAUUUGGUUCCGGCAGUUUUGCAGGCACAUGUUAGUAUGGCCAUCAAUGGGGAAUUAUGUGUUAUUUGGCGUUUUCUGCCAUGUAUUCAUCUAUGACAUAGCUUCAUUGGGAUGGAUGAGAUAUAAAACGUGUUUCUCUGUAUCUUCUCUAUCGCAAUGUACGGAAUCUUCUACUUACAGCAAACACAAUCGACCUUUAUUAGAAGUGAAGUAUUGAUGUGUGUUGGAGAAAUAUUGGGGUUUGUACAAGGAAAUAUUGCAGGAAAUUGUAACUUACAAUUGCUCUGAGCAGCUGAGUUUUGAUUAAGACGUCACAUGUACAUUAUGUUUGUUUCGUUAGAGAUUAUAUGAUUUAUAGAUUUUCCUUAUAGUUUUCACAGAAUACCAGGAAACUUGAUUGGCAAUAACAUCCCAUACACCUAAUCUCCAUUUUUUGGCGUUACGAAACAACUGCAAUUCAGAUAAAAUUGACUUUGCAUGUUGUAUAAGGGCUAGGUCACGCGAUUUUUUAAUUCAUAGUCAUUUACCACGGGGGUUUAUAAUGAAAUGCAUAAAUGAUUCUCUACCCUCGUAUGCAGUGUUUAUAAAUGACUCUGUACAAAUCGAUUUUUUGCUAGUAAAGGCAAUGACGGCUAUAUGUUAUACUGACAGGUACAUAAAAACUCGCAAGUGCGUGGUCACAGCAAAAAAUUAGCAUCAACAUAGUGUAACGCAACAGCGUCUUAUUUAGUAGGCCAUUUCUAGGGACAAGGACAACCAAAGCCAGUGCUGAUGGGUUAACAGCGUCCCGGAAACUCCUCCAGUGCGGUACGUUGUCUUAUUUAAUCAACCGAUGACUUGUUAGUCAAAUAUACGCUUUUAAUCAUUGAUUCCCUCCGCCGAAGCAUGUGUAGAGGGCAGGCCGAGUCGUAACACUGAGGCCACUCAGCAGGUAAGAAAACGGAGUACUUUAGGCUGGCGUCCGUCGUUCACGCUUCGUGGCUUUCAGAGGAAGAGCCCAAAUUGUCAUCAGUGAGUUAGGUCUUACUCAGCCCUUCGCCUACCUCCCUCCGCCAUAAGCCGCACCACCUUCGAGUCACCCCGCAGACCGAUACAGACACGAAGGCGGCUCGGGUAUGAUAUAUGAGAUGAACGAGUGAUCAACUCGGACAUAAUCACCGACGGCUAAUGAAAAAAUAACAAUUUACCAGGGUUGACCCUUGGACCUUGUGGAUGAGAAAAAAGGAUGAGAUAAUAGGAAAGAAUAACCGCUACGCGGGGGUGGAACCGUUCCUAUGCCAACAAAAGGAUUGUAGGUCUAUCACCUCUUUCUAUUUGCAAAGGGGGCGAUCGUCACGGUCACAAACACAUUGAAACCUCGUCUUCCUCUGUAGAAAAUGACUAACUGCCGCAUACCAGUUUCUUUGUCAGUGAAAAGGUGAAAAAGUGUGAAACCCAAAGGUACUGAGAAAACAUGGAGCUACUGACAAUGUACAUGUUGACGGCGUCUGUAGUUUGCACCACAGGACUUGAUACCUCUCUUGGGGACGACAAGCAAACAUCUCCUGAACCUCUUUCCCGACCGUUUUCGGAGUGGUUCCAAGACACAAGGACUGCAAGAAGCUUUUUAAAAACAGGUUUCCCGAGACCCGCUAGUAGAUACAAGAGAAAUUUACAAGAGGAAUGCAAAGAGGGCUGCAGUGAUGAAGAGUUUAAAGAAGUAGGGAUACACGGAGAAUUCGUGUGUGAAUACAUGCGAAGACUAGUUUGCUCAAGGAGGAAAUGUAAUAGUGACGUGUGUGCCUAUGCUCCAGGGAGAAAGGAUUGCUCACAUUCAAAUAGACUCAAAAUUAAUUGUGCUGCUGGCCAGCAAGGAUCUUCUAACCUAGAUAACGAGCCACAAAAACAUUACCAGUUAGUAAUCAUUAUAGGAAUACCAGCGACACUGUCACUAGUCAUAAUAUGUGUGGUUGGGACGCUGUUGUGGCGGUAUCGUAAGCGAUACAACUUAGCAGACGAUACACAAAGACGGCGACAAGAGAACUGUGACACAGAGGACCAAGAGGCUUUAAAGUUUAAAAGUAGUUACUAUGACGACCAGCAGCCCCCGCCUUCAUACAGUGAAGUGACAAGGCAGCUUCAGCCGUCUGCGCCUAUUCUUGAGGAUUAUGAAAUAUGAAAUAUGAAACGUGACCAAAUAGAUGUGUGUGCUAUAUUCUGUCAAAAGUGUCAGGACGAGGUGUAGGUUUGCGUUUGGGGGGGGGAUACAAAAGACCCACCCCCACCCAAUAUAUUAUAGAACGGAACACGGGACUUUGGGGGUAUACUUUUUUAAAAUAUUAUUUAACGCCCCAAUUAUCGGUCAAAUACGCACAGAGCAAUGGCCACAUAGAUAACAGCUCGUGAAUGAUGACCGGACAAAGUGUCCCAUGAUCAGUUCUGGACGUUAUUGUCAACGUAACACUCCUGGGAUAGCUAGCACGUGCCUGGACGGGCGACACCCUGACACGAUCAUGUUGUUAAUGGGUUGUAGACCCAGGUUGUUUGUUGAAUUUGUUCCCAAAUAUGAACUGACUGUCAGCGAACAUGACAUAUCAGAAAUUAUCAGUGUAAGUCGAUCUGGGGUGAUAUAUACCCAUAUGAUUUUUUAAAUGAUUUUUACUUCAAGUUCACAUUUUAUGUGCCAAAGCCUUGCUAACGCACAGUGCUUCAAUGUGUCGAUCGAGUUAUUCUUCUCUUUAGACAGAUGAAGAUUCCACUUCAAAUAAACGAUGGCCUGGCCUUUCAUUUUGGUGUCAUGUAUCCUUUUAAGUACGUCACUGUCAAUCAUUUGUAUUUUGUCAUAGCUGCAUCGUUUGGCCAAAAGUAGAGAGAAUGAUUCUGGCCACUUAUGGACCAUUGGACCAUGUCCGGUGAGCUUGAAACCUCAAAGAAUUACUGUUAAAUUCCUACAUGGUUUCAUUACAAUUCAUAUAAAAAUCCCUUGAUGUGUUUGUUACCUCUCGGUCCGUGAAAAUGGUUUUAUGGACCUAUAGAUCGUCGUCUAUCUCCCUUAAAUCUCAAUGAAGCAGACAGGACUUUUCUACAUCAAAUAGAACAACGAUAGUGACUGCUGUUACUGCAAGACCUUUCGGUUUGAAAUUUCAAGUCAAUUUAAUAUGGAUUCAAAGCAGAUAUACCAAUUCUUGGUUUUUUUUUUAUUUAAUUGUUGAUUUAAGAAAAUAAAAUAUAGUCACAUAAUUUUAUGAACAAGUGAAUAAAUUGGUGGUAGGUGGGUGUGGGUUUGAAUAGGAGGAUCACGCAAACCACCAUAUACAUAAAUUGAUUUUGAUCUUACAAAGAGAAUUUUGUCCAAGCAGC